GACCAAGCGAGGGUCAAGAUCGACCGUGGCAGGGCGUUGGAUUUAUUUAGUUUGCCUCAAUCCCGUAUAGCAGAUUUGGUGUAUUUGACAUUCUUCCAGGGGAAGAACCACGGACAGCCAGCCUUUUCUGGGAUAACUCGAAGUCUAUUGGCGUGCGAAAUCUUCCCCGUUGCGUAAUUCGAAGAGUGUUGACGAUGGCCUCUGAGGAAAGCACGCACGGGGCAGACCGGUCCAAAACAUCUUCACCCUCAUCUCUGCCGCCACUCACCGAGCAACAACAGAGCGACAGGCAUGUUCGUCUUCUGGAACCCGAUGGCUAUGCAAGUGACGGCGAUCAAAACUGGAGUCAAAGCCAGUCCGAAAAUGUCCGUGGGUGGCCACAGCGCCCACACACUGCCGGAGGUCAACGCCAUGUCGACAAGCAUCCGCAUGCCUCAAAGAGUAGCAGAUACUUUAGAAGGGUUGUAAAGAGUGGUGAUGAGGAGAUUAUGAGCCCAAAAGAACAGAGGAGACUGUGGUCUCACCAAUCCCUUCGUGCUCGAGAACGUACUUACGAUGUCAAUCUUGUGACGACUCACAUGCCACUCUAUGAACCAUUGUUGGACGAGUAUCUCGCAGACUACUUCAACAGCCCAAAGAUUCGAAAGCACUUGGUCAAGCUCGGCCUGGUUGACGAUGAAGGGAACAUCAUUGACUCAAGGCAGUUCAAGUGCAAUCAGAUCCGUCUCGACAGAAUGGAGCAUGAAUCACAGAUUAUGAAAAAGAUGGAGGAGAGGGAAAUGGACCGAGCUGUUGAGACUGCUAUUCGCCAACAAAAUGAAGAAGACAAGACUCCCCGAUCACAGAAACUCAGGAAGACUGUGGAGGCACCACAUUCAAGUCUCCCUUAUCCAGAUUUUCUGGCGCAUUAUCCUUCAACCAUGACAAGAACAGCUUUGCUCUACUCGGAAAAACCUGCUCCACUUACCACAGCUGAGCAAAUGGUUGUCGCAAAACUUAAGCAACAAACGCCUCGUAAAUUGAAAGCGUUGGGCAUCAGUCCGGCUCAAUUACAUGAUCGCGAGAUUCAUUCACAAGAGGUAGCCAGGAAAGAACGAGAGGCGAUAUGGAAAAGUGGUCCUACUGCGUCUCGAUACCGUAAGGACCACGGUGGCACUGAGCCACCACCUCUAAGACAACAAAAGAAACAGACAAUGGCACCUGUCCUGAACGGUGACAGUUGGAACCGAAACGCAGGCCAGAGAGACGAAGAUGAGGAAAGCCUUUCGCAUCUCUUUGAUGUCGCCAAGCGGGAAUACAAGGAGGGGAAGUUGGAAGAGGCAGAAAGUCACAUUCGCAAGAUCUUGCACAAAGUUGAAGAAAAGGAAGGCAAGCAAGCAUGGCAAGGCCAGGAGCGAACAGAGGAUAAUCUUCCCAAGGGAUUAUUCGCGGACGACAGGGGAAGCUCUACAGAGAGCCCGAAUCUCUCACAGGUAAUUCUUGACAAAGAUGUCCUGCGAACACGUUCAGGUCGAUCCACACCCUCCACGCCUCGACACCGUGCUCUGCGCCCCAAAUCUGCACGACCAACCCGGCAGUCUCAUUUUCCGGUCGCGACAGAUUUCAGCGACUUUGAUGCUGGCAGUGAAGGUGGAUAUGAAUCCGACGGAGAUGUAUUCUUAUCGGAUGAGCUGGACCCACAUGCUCUUGCUGGAACUGGUAGUAGGAAUGAGAAUUCCUUGUCAAUGACGGAAGAUGUCGAAGGCAUGCUUCAGGAGGUUGUGGAACAGAGUACGGUCCCUCCUGACCCGGUGACUGAUGAGAGGAAUUCAGACUUGCAGCAAUAUACGACCAAACAUGCCGACGAGCAUUCAGGUAGUAUGGACCUGGCGAGAAACGUGGCCUUGCCCCUCAGUAGACCCAUGAGUGCCAAAGAUAGUAAGAAUGCGCUGAAUGGAGCAACGAAAUCGUCACCCUACGCACAGCCUCAAAGUCGAACGGCAUCUCGUGCGGCUAGCGUAUCGAGUUUAACAAAUGGACAAAAUACCGGCAAGAUGUCCAGAGCGGCAAGUGCGACUCUAAAUAAUGCGCCGGAUGGUGUUGCGUCGCCUCUGGUGCAGCGAGGUAGCCUUCCUGCAUCGCGAACUAGCUUUUCAUCACAGACCGCACCACAAAUACGCAGUAGGGAAUUCAGCACCGGCAUUCUGAAAGCGAUCAACAACAAGAAUGGCGAUGAAAAUGAGCAACCGUUCGGACGAACAAACAGUGCGAAUUUUGCUGCUGGGAUACCCCUUCCUGAAAGUCGACCAAUGAGUAUCGACAACUUGAAGCAAACCAAUGGGAUUCGUAGUCGAGAGCAAAGUACUGGUACACUUCAAAAGGACAAUCCCCAUCAUAGCAGCCAAAAUAUCAAAGCCAUCGACCAAGCCCCUCCAUCCCUUCCUCGCGAUGAAGUAACCUCAGCGAAGCCAAUGAGCCGCACCGCGAGCGCUAUAUCACUCCACCGACAAAUAUUCAAUCGCUCUGCAAGCGGGAAUACACUGGACGUUAUGGUCCAAGCAAAGAGCCAGCAGUCCCUUUCCGGGGCCCAGGUACCCAGUGCGUAUGGGAUCAGCCAAGAUGGAAGGCCUUUGAGUCGAACUGGUAGCGCGCAGAGUGUGAAGGCGAUUUCAAGUCGACCGCAGAGUGCAAAGAACGUGCAAAGAACAUCGCAGGCCAAUAGUCGAGCCCAGAGUCUACAAGAGCUGGCUAUAAACAGUUCUUAGAGGUAGACCAGUGUAGACGAAUUUUGCUUGGCUUAACCUAUGUGAAAUUCUGGUUUUUGUAAUGUACUCGCUUGAAUUUUGUCGAGUAGACCGGGAAUGGUGUGGUUGUAGUGGAAACUAUAAUCGCAAGCAUCUAGUCCUUAAAGAUUUUUGAAUGUAUGUGGCUUUUUGACACUUGGUCCUGUUGUUCCCAAUCUCCGUUGCCCUCUAUAUUCAAUAUAGAUGUUUGUUCAUAAAUUUG
This is a messenger RNA of Spizellomyces punctatus DAOM BR117, 2985 nucleotides long. RefSeq lists its product as uncharacterized. Bases 195 to 2744 code for a protein of 849 amino acids. The transcript is spliced from 5 exons. The record is from RefSeq and is a predicted model, not a curated record. Lineage: Eukaryota; Fungi; Chytridiomycota; Chytridiomycetes; Spizellomycetales; Spizellomycetaceae.